CCUCUGACGUCACCGGAGCGGGGUUGUAAGGCCAGGAAACCACGCCGAAGCUAUUUCCGCCACAGCAGCGGAGGCUGCUCCCUUUCGUGUUCCUGCCCCGUAAUUGCAAGGUUUUUCAGUGGUUUCUCUGUUGCCUGAAAGUCCCGACGUUCUCCUCUUGGAUCUGUAAUUGCAUCUCGGGAACCCACAGCCCCUCGGCGCGUGCCACGCUCCGUGAGGACAGAUGCCUGCAUACAAAGGACGGCUUUGGCUGGGGGGAGCCAACGACGUGAUGAGUCGAACGCUGUGAAGAAAGUGGGGCUCAGAGAGGUUAAGGAUCUCCCCUGAGGUCACACAGCUGCUCACAGAUGAGCGACGGCUCCUCCAGCCAGCCCGGGACAGCCUCACCUCCAGUGACCUCCCUCCGACCUGCCCAAGCCGAUUGCCGCCAGGCUUCAGCCCUGGGGACCCCAUACCUUCCCGGGGAUCAGUGAGCACUCACUGAGCACCUGCGCCUGGGCACGGAAGCCACUGUCUCCAGGUUUAAUGAAAGCUCCGUCAGCAGGCACGAUCAGCUUUUCAGGGAUUGCGGAAGCGGCGGGCUCCCGCGUCUGCUGAGCGCCCACCACGCAUAGCCGCGGUGCGCCCCACGUGAAGUCGGGAAGCCAGGGGCGGCCGUGCCCCGGGGCAGUAAAGUCGACCACAGCCUCCCUUCGAGUCCCCACCGGCCCUUCUGAGCCCAGCUCCGCCUGUCCCGUGUCUGCCCUCAGUUAGGAGGGCUCGUCCCCAGCCUGUCCGCAGGAGGCCUCCUCGGGAAACGGGAGAUGGUGACUACCAGGAAAAGGACCCUCAAAGCGCUCGCCUUCCUCAUGCUCUUCAUCUUCCUCACCUCCUUCCUCCUGAACUACUCGCACACCAUGGUGGCCACCACCUGGUUCCCCAAGCAGAUGGUCCUGGAGCUCUCGGAGAACCUGCGGAAGCUCAUCAAGACCCGGCCGUGCACCUGCACGCACUGCGUGGGCCAGCGCAAGCUCUCUGCCUGGUUUGACGAGCGCUUCAACCAGACCAUGCAGCCGCUGCUCACGGCUCACAACGCUCUCAUGGAGGAAGAUACCUACAGAUGGUGGCUGAAGCUCCAGCGGGAGAAGAAGCCCAAUAACUUGAACGACACCAUUAAGGAACUGUUCAGCGUGGUGCCCGGCGACGUGGACCCCAUGCUGGAGAAGAGGUCGGUGGGCUGCCGGCGCUGUGCCGUGGUGGGCAACUCUGGCAACCUGCGCGAGUCCUCCUACGGGCCGGACAUAGACGGCCACGACUUCGUGCUGAGGAUGAACAAGGCGCCCACCGUGGGGUUUGAGGGCGACGUGGGGAGCAAGACCACCCACCAUCUGGUGUACCCCGAGAGCUUCCGGGAGCUGGGGGAGAACGUGAGCAUGGUGCUGGUGCCCUUCAAGACCAUCGACCUGCAGUGGGUGGUCAGUGCCACCACCACGGGCACCAUCUCCCACACCUACGUGCCCGUCCCCGCCAAGAUCAAAGUGAAACAGGACAAGAUCCUGAUCUACCACCCGGCCUUCAUCAAGUACGUCUUCGACAACUGGCUGCAAGGCCACGGGCGGUACCCGUCCACGGGCAUUCUGUCGGUCAUCUUCUCCAUGCACAUUUGCGAUGAGGUGGAUUUGUACGGCUUCGGAGCCGACAGCAAAGGGAAUUGGCACCACUACUGGGAGAACAACCCCUCGGCGGGGGCCUUCCGCAAGACAGGCGUGCACGACGCGGACUUCGAGUCCAACGUCACGGCCACCUUGGCAGCCAUCAACAAAAUCCGCAUCUUCAGAGGGAGAUGACGCCGCGCAGCGGGAGGAAGGGCCGCGCCACGCAGCGCCGCGCCUGCACCUGCGCCGUCUCCAGGCCCAGCACCGCCCAGAGCUGCUCUGUUGCCACAGCGCCGAGGGCCCGCCUCGGGGUGUACCCGGGUGCCACUCACAGCUUCGUGCACCCGGGCCUUGGGCGGCGUCCACUCAGCAAGGUGGCUCGGCUCAGAACCUGUCUCAGGUGGGGCGGACGCCCCCGACGGCUGCCCUUGGGGGAGACCCUGGGGAAGGUCCAGUCUCUGGACACUAAUCAUUUUGGCCUCUAGGGCAGCAGGGUGACAAACCUGACAAACCCUGGUGACAUCCCCCAAGGAGAUGGGCUGGGCAUGCCUGUGACCUCCACACUGGGUCCCGUGGGCACAAAGCCUGGCUUCUCGCUUGGUGUGGCCCUUGUCCUCGUCACUCCUUCCUUGCCACACCCUACGGAGAGGCCUCUGACCCCACGGGGCUUCCCAGAAACUUAGUGAUGUGUUUCUGAUGGGAGCAGGUGCCUCUUCUGAUUGGAGUCAUCAGACUCCGUGGUUCUGAUGAUGGCCAAGCGCAGAGCUGAUGGCUUCCAUGUGCCUUGGUAUUGGGGGGGAAGAAACGCAUGUAUCGGCUAGAAUGAAGCAGAAGGCCCCACACGGGGCAGGGGCCCCUCCCCCAGCCAGGUCCCCUGGCCCAGCCCCACGGCCCGGAGCAUCUUUCCCAGGUUCCUGAGCCAGUGCCUGGAGUGGGACAAGGCUCAGAUGCCAUUUGGCGCGGCUCCAGUGCCAAUUGGCUGUAGAAUGUCCCCCUCUGAUUUUCACGUGGUUGGGUUAGGAGCUCAUCCAGGGGCCCUGGCAUAGCCGGCGUCCUCCCCACAGGCCUGAGUUCUGGGCCCAGGCGCUGCUGGCUGCCUCUGUGGAGUCGGGGACCCCGGGGCCAAGGAGCGGCUGAGCAGCGGGGACUGGCACAUACCUCAUCCCCUCGUCCCCACUGCUUACUUUCUUCUUCCUCAGCCUUCCUGAUUAUUUAUUGAUUUCUUCAUUCAUUCAACUGACAUUGUGUGCACCUGUGUCCAUGCUGCUGGUGCCAGUGUGUCCUUCAGCUUGCUCUUACCCCACCCCCAACCCCACCUCGGCAGCGGGCGGCCGGGGGCCCUACCGCAGGCUCAGUGUGUCUGGGGCACGUCUCAUGAUGUCAGCUCAGCAGGGUCCUGGGAUGCUGUGUGCGCUCCACCCGGCCCGCCUUGGGGUCUCCCCGACUCAGCGAAACCUCCCUGGGGCCGGGUGGGCGGCAGAGCCACAGGCAUCGGGGAACCGUGAGGAUUGGCUCAGUUACCGAUGUUGGGUCAGAAAAACCGUUUUUGCUGCAGAAAACGUUUCCUGAAAGGAGGCUGCUGCUGGGGGUGGGGUGGGGGUGACAUUCUCCCGGGGCGUGUGGGAGGGGUGAAGGGAGCGGGCUUGGGAGCCCUGGGCCCUGCCCGCCUCCACUCAGGGUCCCCCACAGGCAGCAGUGACAGGUGCUCCAGGGCCUCCGCCAAGGCACAGCGCGUUUCAGGCCGCUCAGAGAUCCCUGGCAACCAGAGAUCCCAGCAGGCCAGGUCUGUGAGGUUUCCCUGAGGGUGUACACGGGCACAACUUGGCUGGGAAGAGCUUCCCUGGCUUUCAUUAGAUUCUCAAAGACUUGGAGUCCAGAAAGUGGUUUUUCUUUUAAAAAAAAAUCUCUCUCCCAAACGUAACACCUGCCCUGGCUGAUGCAGGCUGGCCAGGCUCUCAGCCGGGCUGGGGGUCUGAUUAACCCCCCAGGACAGACUUGACCGAAGUGGGCACCAGGGCAGAGAGCCACGGUGAACCCUGAGUCCCCCCCUUCCCCUAACAGCUGAGUCUGUGUAGGGAUCCCAGGUUCAGGGUGAGCAGUGGCUGCUUUGGGUCCCACUGAGCAUGCGUAGGUCCCUCAAAGUGUCCAUGGCGGCCCUGGACGCUGCCUGGGCAUCUGUGUCCCUGUGGUCUCUGUCACCCUCCAUCCUGCUAGGAGCUCCCAGCGCAUGAAUCCAGCUCUCCCAUUUCACAGAUGAGCAGUGCCCCCAUCGAAAGUGGCAGCAGCGCACCAGCUGUGACAGCACAAGUCAAACAGACCCUGAGCAAACACAGGACCCGCUGGUGCCAGAGCUGUGUGUGGCCACCAAGCCUGCACCCAGCAGCCCGGCCAGCCCGGCUCCACUGUUCCCAGGCCCACCCCACUGGCGGAGACGCCCCUCGCUCUCCCCCACGGCCCGGCCUGCUGUCCUCAUCAUGCACUUGGAUUCUUUCUCAGGGUACAGUCUCCAAAACUCCCUGCAACCUCAUCUGUGUGUCUCCUGGGCUCAGCAGUGAGCACCCAACGGCUUCACAGCCUGGCGUUGGGGCCGGAAGUAGAUGCACCGCUGGCUGCAGCCGACCCAACCCUCCCCGGGGCAAGGUGGUUGAAGCCCACAAGAGAGCAUCUCGCAGAGGGUGCUGGGGCUGCCGUGGGUGGGAGGAGGCGGAAUCCCGGGGCCAGGCAGGUGCUCAGCGUCCACCCUACACACACACAGAGCCCGGGGAAUGGCAGGGUAGCCCCUCUGAAGCCCAGGGCUCUGAAAACAGCACCCAGAGCCAUCCUCGAGGUGCCGACACCUGCAGAGCGCCCCAGCCUCCAGGGCAGAAGCCAAGCCCACCGCUGCCCUCUCCCACCCGUCGGGGGAGGCGGGGGCCAGUGGGAAGAAGAAAGCCCUUCAGUGGAUGCCUUUGGAAGCCCCUGAUUGCCAGGCACCAGUAAACCCUGUGGGUUGGACUCAGUGGGAGAAGCCAGGAAGAUUAGCAGGACCCUGGCUUGAGAAAGCAGACAGGGAACGGUGGCAGGCAGGUAGGGGCUGUGGCCGGAGGGGUCCCCGGAGGCCAGUACUACCUCCUUGUGAAUUGGGCCUCUGGGUAAAGGGGGACAGAACCACAGAGAACACUGACAGCCAUGAUGGCUGUGUUCCCUGCUGUGCAGGUGGCCCGAGAGCCCGUGAAACAGAGACCAGGACAGAACUCAUUUUCUCUCGCCUGGUUAUGACUGGAAGCCCGCGUCCUGGGCAGCCGCGAUGCAUCCUGGUCCAGCCACGGGUGCCGGAGCCUGGGCAUCGGUGGCUGUGCACGCCCCACUGCAGGGCUCCUGGGGUAUCUCCGUGUCCACGGUGGGCGUCUGGUUCAGAGCAAGCCCUGCCUCCUGCCCCCAGCUGCUCCCCCACCCAUCCCCCCCGCAGGUGUCCCUCCUCUUGCCAUGAGAACACCAGCCCUUGCAGCCCCCGCUGGCACCUGCACCUGUGCUGGGCAAAGCAGGGGGUGGAGGGAGGCAGCUUCUUGCAGAGCAGCCCCUCCGUGGGCCAGGCUGUGAGCAACCUCCCUGCCCAGCGGAAGAGCACGGAGCCCUGUGCCGGCAGCGGUGAGCCAGCUGUCACUUGGUGUCCAUCCCAGAUGACUGCGGGCUCCUGGGCCUCCCCCUGCGCACCUGCUUCAGCCCCUCCCCAGCUCCCCUUCACAGCCAAAGUCUCUUGAGCACUUUUCGUCUUUGUGGUGCGAGUGUCUGGCAUUUCCCACGGGGCUGAUUUCUGCCCCCCCCCCCCCCACACUGCUCGAAGGCAGCUGGGUGUGGGUUGAUCUGGGUGUGUUCUGAAUGACAGUAGCGAGUCUGCUUCCCCCAGCCCCUGCUGUGUUUUAUUUAUUGUCAAAUAUUUCCAAUGAUCCGAAUCAAAGCGAAUAAAGA
Lepus europaeus (European hare) is the source of this 5582-nucleotide messenger RNA. It is a transcript of the gene ST3GAL1, whose product is annotated as ST3 beta-galactoside alpha-2,3-sialyltransferase 1. NCBI's taxonomy places the organism in Eukaryota, Metazoa, Chordata, Mammalia, Lagomorpha, Leporidae. The record is from RefSeq and is a predicted model, not a curated record. Bases 804 to 1826 code for a protein of 340 amino acids. Gene Ontology annotation, molecular function: beta-galactoside (CMP) alpha-2,3-sialyltransferase activity. The transcript is spliced from 8 exons.